Molecule: messenger RNA, 2130 nt
Organism: Zonotrichia leucophrys gambelii
Lineage: Eukaryota; Metazoa; Chordata; Aves; Passeriformes; Passerellidae
Gene: METTL15
Product: methyltransferase 15, mitochondrial 12S rRNA N4-cytidine
Exons: 6
Coding region: 196-2007 (603 amino acids)
Biological process (GO): rRNA base methylation
Molecular function (GO): rRNA (cytosine-N4-)-methyltransferase activity
Source: RefSeq, a predicted model, not a curated record
UUUUAUUUGCAAUAGGAGCCUUUCACUCCUCCCAGCAGCUCCCACGUUUGCUCAGGCCCCUGUGCUGGGCCCAAGGGCCGCCCCAAGGAGACUUUGGGAACUCCGCAAUGGCCCCGAAAGGUGCCUGAACUCAGCGCAGCUGCCAGAAAGGAACCAACCAGCACUGCCCCAGGGAAUCCUCGAGUUUAUUUCAGAAUGGAAACUACCAACUGGCCUACAGGCUUUCCUUCAUACAGACCAAGCUUUCAGAGGAGACACCGCACCGAGGAGCUCGCCGGACCAAGGCGAGCAGUCUUUUUGUCCUUCAGCACAAAGAGGAGCUGCCCGUGUCGCCCUCCCCGGACUGAGCCAGGCACGUCGCGCGUACAUUUAAAGAGAGUUACAGCGGGAUUUGCGUUACCGUGCCCCGCAGGGGAUGCAGUAACCGGCCCCAAAGCGGAAUUCCCUUUAAACAGCCCAUUGCUGCUGUUGGCAGCGCGCUGCCGGCUCACCCCUGGCAGGGACACGGGCCAGGCUGCCAGCGCCGCCGCUGCCGCUCCAGGGCCGGCUCGCCUCCCUCGGCCGAGCCCCUCCCGGACCCGCCCGGCUCUCCCGGCCCUUCUCGGGUGUCACCCCCGGGCCGUGCCCUCACAGUCCUGCUCUCUCCCCCACACUCGUCUCGGUCCCUGUCCCGCAGCAACCGCCAUCCACCGGCCGCGCAAUUCAAACACGGGCAGGCCGCGCUCCUCGCCUCCUCAUUGGCUGUGCGCCGUGACGUCAGCAGAGCGCCGGCGGCUGAUCAACUCCAAAAUGGUACCUCAAAAUCUGUGCCAACUUUGCAAAUGUUUGUUUCUGAGUAAGUUGAAACUGAACUCAGUAAAUGUGGCUGGUUUGGCCAGAAGGAUCCAUUCUUCAUCACAAAAGCUUUCUGACUCUGAGUCACAGGAACAAACUGUCCAGAAAUGUGAAUCUGAAGAGCUGCCUCAAAAUACAGAGAACAGUGAUUCUGGAAGAUUGCACGUACCAGUGAUGCUGGAGGAGGUUGUUAAUUGUUUAUCCCCUCAGCCUGGUCAGCGUUUCCUGGAUAUGACAUUUGGAGCUGGAGGUCACACAGCAGCUCUGCUGGAGAGAGCCAGAGACAUCACAGUGUAUGCCCUGGACAGGGACCCCACAGCUCACAGCAUGGCCCAGCAGCUGGCAGCAGCCUACCCGAACCAGCUUCAGCCUCUCCUGGGAAGGUUCAGCCAGUCAGAGGCUUUGUUAAUCUCAUCUGGGGUUGAGCCAGGCACUCUGGACGGAGUUCUCCUGGAUGCUGGCUGUUCUUCUAUGCAGUUAGACACACCUGAAAGAGGCUUCUCCCUGCAGAAGGAUGGGCCCUUGGACAUGAGGAUGGAUCAUGACAGGUGUCCUGGCAUGCCCACGGCGGCGGACGUGGUGAACGCGCUGGACCGGCAGUCGCUGGCGGCGGUGCUCAGUGCGUACGGCGAGGAGCGGCACGCCAGGAGGAUCGCCUCUGCCAUCGUGCAGGCACGCAGCAUCUACCCCAUCACCAGCACCAGGCAGCUGGCCAGCAUCGUGGCAGGUGCUUUUCCAGCAUCAGCGCUCUACGCACGGAAGGACUUGCUUCAGAGACCUGUGCAUGUUGCUACUAAAACUUUCCAAGGCCUGAGGAUAUUUGUGAAUGAUGAGCUCCAUGAACUCCUGAUAGGGCUGAAGACAGCUGAGAAGUUCCUGAGGCCUGGAGGUCGCCUUGUGGCCCUGUCCUUUCAUUCCCUGGAAGAUCGAAUCAUCAAACGUUUCCUUCAUGGCAUUGACAUGACAGAGAAACACAACCUUGGCUCAAAGCAGAAGAUCAGGCAGGCUCUGAAAAAUGCCUCCAAAGGAGAAGACACACAAGGAUCUCGCUGUGGAAAAUCCAACUCCAAGUGGAUUUCUAUACACAAAAAAGCUCUCACACCCCAGGCCAAGGAUAUUCAAACAAACCCAAGAGGACGGUCAGCCAAGCUAAGAGCUGCUAUUAAACUCUAAAUGAAAAUAUAUGAUUGUGUGAUUGUAUCAUUUCCUGAAAUUCUGUUUUCCAGAAUCCUAACUGGACUUUUGUCAAAUUGAUAUUUGUCAAACUGAAAAAAUAAAAGGAAGGCUGUGAGAAAA